Messenger RNA from Culicoides brevitarsis, 1592 nucleotides. Its product is annotated as 17-beta-hydroxysteroid dehydrogenase 13-like. The transcript has 2 exons. Lineage: Eukaryota; Metazoa; Arthropoda; Insecta; Diptera; Ceratopogonidae. Gene Ontology annotation, molecular function: oxidoreductase activity, acting on the CH-OH group of donors, NAD or NADP as acceptor. Bases 280 to 1254 code for a protein of 324 amino acids. The record is from RefSeq and is a predicted model, not a curated record.
AUCGCUCGUCUCGUCGCACAAUGUAGUGAAUCUGCAACAAAAAAGAAUAAAUUUGAAAUUUGCAUUCAUUGUGUUGCGAGAAUUUGAUAAAAAGUGACUUAAAAAAGGUUGACAUUAUAUAAAUUAACACAGAAUUUGCGUAAUUUACCAAUAACGUGAUCGGAACAAUUAAAUUUUUAUAUCUCCGGGUGAAAAAAUAGGUUCAUUCAAGAGGUCAAGUGUAUUUAAUACAAAGACGCAUAUCAAUAAACAACAGUCUUCAUCGAGUCAUCGACAACAAUGAACGUUAUCGAAGAAAAUUCUACUUCAAAGUGGGUCAGUUACUCGCAACACAUCCUCGGAAUCCUCAUAAUCUCAACUUUCGCCUAUUUUUUCAUCAUCAAAAGAUUUUCGCGCGUCACAAAGUGCAUUUCCGGCAAAGUUGCUCUCGUCACAGGCGGCGGAAGUGGCUUAGGAGCCGCUAUCUCUCUGCAACUCGCCAAACAAGGAUGUAAUCUCGCAAUUGUCGACUUGAAUCUCGAAGCUGCACAACGAAAUGCCACCCAUUUGCGGAAAUUGGGCGUCAAAGCCGAAGCAUACAAAGCUGAUGUCUCAAAUUUGGCCGAAAUUGAAGCCAUUAAAACCCGAAUUGAACAAGAUUUGGGUAAAGUUGGCAUUAUAGUGAAUAAUGCGGCGAUGCUUUUCACAAAAUGCAUCGAAACGGAAUCCCCUGAAAAGCUCCAAAAAAUGUUAAAAGUUAAUAUUUUGUCGGUUAUAUGGACUUCUCGUGUCUUUUUAAGCUCCAUGAUCGAAGAAGGUUUCGGUCAUAUCGUCACAAUUUGCUCCGUUGCGGGAUUAAUUGGGAUGCCGGUAGGACUUCCGUAUGUCACAACGAAAUUUGCCGUUCGGGGCUUCAUGGAGGCACUUGCAAUGGACAUUUUUUAUCGAGGACACGCGAAAAAGGUGAAAACAACAACAGUCUAUCCGUCAUUCAUUUCGACAAAUAACGAGGUUGUUAAAGUCUACAACGACGCAGUUAAUCGAAAAUUUUUUAAUUCGCUUUACACGCCGGAGACAGUUGCGAAAAAAGUUGUCGAUGCGAUAAGAAAUGAUCAAGAGACUUUGGUUAUUCCUGGAUUUGCCAAAAUUAUCGGUUAUGGAUUGACGGUCCCUUUGAUUAUCAGGAAGUUCCUCGGGGGAUUCAUGGUACACAAGGGAUACGCUUGGAAUGGAUUUACAACUGACGUAAAACAAAGUACGAGCACUGAACUUUGACCAGAAUAUAAAAAUUGUGACAAUUAACUGCGAUUUUGUGAGAAAAUAUGCCAAUUAGUACUGAAAUAUUGUUAAAAAAAACUAAAAAUAAUUUUGGCAAUAUAAAUUAUAAAACUUUUUAUAUUUUAAAUAAUAAUCAAUUCAAAGAUUAAAAAUUUAAUUUUUUUUCUCACAAAAUUGCAGUUGAACGUUCUACAUGUGAAUUCAGCUCUUAUCAACUUUUUGUUAUUAUUAUGCAAAUUUACUUGUAAAUUAAAUAUAAAUCAUAUUGACAGUUUAUUGCCUUUUUGGUAUAAUAAAUUUAUAAAUUUUUGUACAAAAAAAAGGUCAACUGCAAG